Molecule: messenger RNA, 510 nt
Organism: Phaedon cochleariae (mustard beetle)
Lineage: Eukaryota; Metazoa; Arthropoda; Insecta; Coleoptera; Chrysomelidae
Source: the annotation of a GenBank genome assembly
AUGAAAGCGACAAAACGACCACGGUCAAUCAGUGCGACACCGCCACAGACCAGCCAGCUGAGUGAGAAACCAAGGCACGAAAGAGUAUCCUUCGAAGAUGCCCUUACCUCAGUUGAGGUUGCUGUGUUACACACGGGCUCCCCGGAGGUGAAAAUGAGUACUGAAAGGCUCACAGAAGUCCAGGACUCAAUCUCCGAGGCUCUGUAUCAAAUCCCCGUAGAGAGACCUCAAGUGAGAUUCGCAAAAUGCACUCAUAAACCGGGAUACUUGGGGGAUGACUUACCUGCAACCUACGCCUGCACUACCUUCAUCCCUGAUGAAAGAGGGCAGAAGACAGAGGCGGAAAAAAUUCUGCACCGGCUCAAAGUCGCAAAUCAUGGGCUAAACACGCACCUCUGGACGGUUUGGGGCAAAACUCCUGCGGCCAAAGGUCAAACUUGGGUCUUCUUCAUGGACAAACAGUCACUGGAAGAACUUGUGAACUUGACAUGUCUCCCUACUCCAAUCUAG